CAGAUGAUUUUUCCCAUAUGUUCUUGUUUUUUUUUGUGGUUUUUUCAUUAGGAAAUAACACAAAAGGGAUCAUUUGAGCAGUUUGUUAGUUUUCAGUUGGAUGAGGAAUCAAAAAAUCUCUGGUCUAAACUACGUUUUCUCAUACAGUUGGUCUAGAUUCUCAUUUAUAAUCUCGUUUGAUAUGAAAUACUUUUGGCAAAAAAAGUAUGCAUUUAGUAAUUACUUGCAUGCAUUCAAACAAUAAUGAUUGCAUUUGUUUGAUCUGGUAUGAAUGCAUAACAUAAAUCCAACAAAACCAAAAAAUUUAAAAUGCACACAAAUAAUUGCGGACCCGGUACAAAAAUCAUUUAAGCAUAACUGAACUUGGAAAUGGAUAUCGGUUACAGUUUAGCAAUAUAUACCAGUAAGUCAGUAACUAACAAAUUUAUAACAGAAACAAUGCGUUGCGCACCAGUUACUCGUCAAUGCAUACCAAUAGGCAAUAGCUAGCGAAGCCUACCAGUAUUACUUGAAUGCAUAUCACUAAAUACCAAAUACGUACCAGUAUCAUCCAAUGCGUAUCAAUAUUGCUUGAAUGCAUGCUAAUAACUACCAAAUGCAACCAGUCCGAUGACAUUAAUUUUUUCUAAAAUUGUAUAAAAGUGCAUCUUAUAUAGUAUAUCAUAAUUAAUUGAUUUUCGAUAAAAAAUUUAAAAUACGAGUUAAUAGAAAGAUAUAUAAUUUUUUAAAAAACAAUAAGAGAAUUAAUUAUAUACGAGAUAAUUAUUUUGCGAUUAAAUCUAUAUUAAUUAUUAAACAUUAAUGUAAAGGCUCAUAUCUAUCAUCAUUCAUCACCAUACCAAUUACCAACACUAACAAUGUUUAUGACGAUUAGAAAAUACAGAGAAGAUAAAAAAGAUUGAGAAAGAAAAUCAAAACCCCCAAAAUGAACAAAACUCCUUCUCUCAAGUCUCAACGUCAAGCAAUUUCUCUCCAUUGUCCAUAGCCUCCACAAUCCCUAAUCCUCGCAAACAAGUACCCACCAUUUUCUCUCUCUGUCUCUCGUUUAAUUCCUCCCCGUCUCCCCUAUACAGGUUUCUCCUUUCUUCAUCAUCUUCCUGUGUUGUUCUUCUGAAUGUCAAACGACGGAAAGCUAUCACCUUUUUGAUCCGAAACCCCCUUUUGCCGCAAGGAAACUUGGCCCUUUCCCUACUUCGCUGCCUCAUUACCGUUCCGCUCGUUUCCUCUUUGUCGGACUCCGGAACUGCUACCUGUGGGAAGUUGAAUGAUUGCUUUCCUGAUUCGUCGACCAAGCACUGGCAGACCAUUUCCUGGAUUUGAUCGUCGUUUCCGUUUUAGGGUUUUGAUAAUCUGCCUACCCAUAGUAUAUUUCCAAUUUGGCAAUCGCUAGAAUUGCUUCCGUAUUCCUCUUGAUUUUUCUUCUUUCCAUCUGGGUAGAUUUAAGUAGCUACUUUUUGGUAAUAUCAAUUAUCGGGUACAAAAUUUUGGAUUGCCCCCUCCCAUAAGUUUGUUGCGUUGGGGGUCCGUUUCGUUAUUGAUCACUAAGUACCCUAAGGUCACUGGAGAUAGGCUGUGCUAAGUUGUUGCUUUCGUGUCUUCGCUUCGAGAAUUUGUACCCUAACAACAUCAAGCGGAAGGAUUUCUCUUUUGAAGCUCUAAGUAGACGGGUCAGCCACAAUCUACGAGCUCUUUUUUGGCGUAUUUGCCAUUUCUGUCUUGAUGGUUCCGCUCUUCUGAGUGUUUGUUGGAAGAAGGAAGUUUGGUUUGGUUUUUUUUGGGGGCGGAUACUAGCUGCUGGUAGAUAAAGUGUAACUGCAUGGGCGAGCAUGAGACGCCGCAGUCACAGCCACCUAGUGGGCUCUUGCCAAACGGCUUACUUCCUAAUGAAGCGGCCUCCGUGAUGCGAGUGCUUGACUCGGCCAGAUGGUCGAAAGCUGAAGAGAGAACAGCUGAACUCAUAGAGUGCAUUAAGCCCAAUGAACCGUCUGAGAACCAACGUAAUGCCGUUGCUAGUUAUGUGCAGCGGCUCAUUAUGAAGUGCUUUCCUUGUCAGGUCUUCACUUUUGGGUCUGUUCCGCUUAAGACUUAUUUGCCGGAUGGUGAUAUUGACUUGACAGCCUUCAGUAAGAAUCAGGAUUUGAAAGAUACAUGGGCCCAUCAGGUUUGUGAUAUGCUGGAGAAUGAGGAGAAGAAUGAGAAUGCUGAAUUCCAGGUUAAGCAAGUCCAGUAUAUUCAGGCAGAGGUGAAAAUUAUUAAGUGCCGUGUGGAGAACAUUGCGGUAGAUAUAUCAUUUAACCAGCUCGGUGGGCUGUGCACACUCUGUUUCCUUGAAGAGGUUGAUCAUAUGAUAAAAAAUGAUCAUUUAUUUAAGCGAAGCAUUAUCCUUAUAAAGGCCUGGUGUUAUUAUGAGAGCCGUAUAUUGGGUGCUCACCAUGGUCUGAUAUCAACAUAUGCACUGGAAACCUUGGUUCUAUAUAUAUUCCAUGUUUUCAACAAAUCUUUUGCUGGACCACUUGAGGUCCUCUAUCGUUUCCUUGAGUUCUUCAGUAAGUUUGAUUGGGAUAACUUCUGUGUCAGCCUUUGGGGUCCUGUACCCAUUGGUUCACUUCCAAAUGUGACAGCCGAACCACCUCGGAAGGAUGGUGGAAAGUUACUUCUCGCCAAAUCAUUUCUUGAUGCCUGUGGCUCGGUAUAUGCAGUUUUCCCGAAUGGCCAAGAAAGUAAUGGCCAGCCUUUUAUCUCCAAACACUUCAAUGUCAUUGAUCCUUUGCGUGCUAACAACAACCUUGGGCGCAGUGUUAAUAAAGGUAACUUCUUCCGGAUUCGUAGUGCAUUUGCUUUUGGGGCAAAGAAGCUUGCUAGGUUACUAGAGUGUGACAGUGAGAACAUACAUUUCGAAGUGAAUCAGUUUUUCCAAAAUACCUGGGAAAGACAUGGAACUGGUCAUCGUCCUGAUGCUCCGCUCAAUGGCUUUUGGCAAUUGAGACCGUCAAAUAAUGAUAACUUGCUUGGCUCAGAGAAUGUGAAUCUCCAAAAUAUUGCUAGUGUCAAAUCUGGAAGUCAUGAAGGUCAAAAUAAUGCAUUGAAUGGGCCCUGUAUUGUUCCAUCCCAACAUGGUAAUCACGCCCUAGAAAGCACAUCAUGGAGUAGUGAUGUUGCCACAGUAUCUCAAUCAAAAAGUCAAAAGAUGAAUGUAAAGAUAAGUUUAAGAACUUCGGAUCAGGCUAGAAGAGAAAUCAGCACAAAUCAGUUUGUUCAUGCCGAAAAGAAUCUGAGCAGUUCUAAACCAGACAGCUUGGUAGGCGAUUUACAAGGAAGGUAUCUUUAUGCAAGAACACACUCAAGCCCUGAGCUUACGGAUACAUGUAACAAAGUUUCUUCACAAGCAAGGCAUGCUAAAGUUCCAGAAAGUGCAAAAGGCCAGACAACAGCAGCUAGGUCUGACAUUAUCAAAAGGCAAGAAACUGAACCUGAAAACUAUUUUCCCCAUGGUUUGGUUUCUUCUCCUUUGACUCGUCAUAUUCCGACAGUAGGACUGACAUCAAGUCCAGAAGGUUCAGUUGAACAUUUGAAUGAGAAUUUUGGUACUGUGGAAUUGAACCCUGAGGAGGCUGACAAUGAGUUUUGGCGUGAACAUGAAAGGGUUUCAGUUGGUGGCCUUGAACUUGAUAAUGGAAAUUUUGAGAUGGAAACGUCUGACGAUAAGCAGCAAUCUACAUCAGUUCGGUAUAACAUUGGUUCAUCUGGAACAGGUGGCUCUGGUAACUCUUCUAGAGUUCAGCCGAAGUUCACAAGGGGAUCCCUACAUUCAAAUCAGGGUGAACGAGGAGAACAUUUUCUGUACACAGAGAACAAAGGUGAUGGAGUUCUCUUUGAUGAAAGGCUCACAAAUUCAAGCUCGUUUCCUACCAUACCAAGUAAUUCUGUAAGAAGUACAGCUUCCUCUGAGAGUUCAUGGGAUGGAUCAUCUGUAAAGAGUGUGGAAGACCUGUGGAAGACCUCGACUACUGUGACAUCUGUAGUUCAUGUGAAAGGUAAAGGUAUAAAUGAAGGCUCCUCCAGCCAGGUGGACGAUGACAGCAAAGAGUGGAGCUCACAGUUAUCAACUAGUCCUGAGAUUGUUGAAAGAGGUUUGGGGCCUCCAGCUACUGGUGUCUCAAGGCAUCUGGUUCCUGGGUUUGAGUUGGCACAAACAAGUGGAUCUGAUCCAGUAGUGCCUAUUCCUCCAGUGCUAUUGGCUCAUGGCGCACGAUUUUAUCCUACGGGACCUCCUGUUCCAUUUGUUGCAAUGUUUCCCAUUUAUAACUUCCCUGCUGCAGAGACGGGAACUUCUGAGGCCUCUACAAGUCAGAUUGGUUCCGAGGAGGGUAUGAAUAACAAUGAUCGUUUUCAGAAUGGUGAUUUACUUGAGGGACAUCAUGAUCAGUCUGAAGUUCCAAGUCCUAGUAGUACUUCGAUGAGUGUUGCUGCCUCACUUGAGGCAUUUGAGCACAAGUAUGACAUCCUCAAUAGUGAUUUUGCUAGUCAUUGGCAGAACUUGCAAUAUGGACGGUUUUGCCAGAAUUCACAACUUCCUAGUCCAGUUGUCUAUCCACCUGUUGCGGUACCACCUGUACAUUUACAGGGUCGUAUCCCAUGGGAUGGCCCCGGAAGACCUGUUUCGCCAAACAUGAAGCUUCUCAGUCAGCUAAUGGGUUAUGGACCUCGUAUCCUUCCAGUUGCUCCCAUGCAAGCUGUUUCCGGUAGACCUUCUGGUGUCUAUCAACAUUAUGUCGAUGAGGUGCCAAGAUAUCGUGGUGGAACUGGAACCUACCUUCCAGACCCUAAAGUAGCAGGCAGGGAUAGGCAUACCACAAACUCUUCCAGAAAGGCAAACUAUAACAAUUAUGAUAGAAGUGAGCACCAUGGUGAUUAUCGAGAAGGGCACUGGUAUAAUUCGAAGUCAAGAGCCCCCGGGCGCAGUCACAGUCGUAACCAGGCUGACAAGUCGAGUAGUUCAAGACUGGACAUAUUAGCAGGUACAGGUGGGAGCAGCAGAUCGGAGAGGACAUGGGUCUCACACAGACAUGACAACCCCACUCCUGCUGACCAGAUUGAGUUUGGUUCACUUGGCCCUAUGGGGUUUGCCGAGCUGUCACAUUUGAAUGAGGACCAAAGACUUCAUGGCAGUGCAGUAGCUCAACUGUCUUCACCAGAUCAGCCUUCUUCUCCUCACCAUCUUCAGAGGUAGUUUUCAAAAUUCUAACCGUGUCAUGUCUCCCCGGCAGUUAAUAGCUGUGCAAGAUUUCUGAAUUGGAAGUCUGUCCGUCGUCUGUCUGCCCGACAAUGUCGUUGAGGGACUACAGUUUACAGCACAUUGAAUGGUAUAAUUAUUUGGAAGAUGUAGCUAUCAUCUUGAAUUUUGGUUACUGCACAUUGCUUAGGCUUGGGUGCGGAAGGGGUUUGUUUCUCUUUGAUUUGUUUUGUGAUUGAUGCAUUUGAUUUUUAUUAUGCAGGAGCAUUUGAGUUUUCCUUCAUUGCAGAAUUAUGGGUGGCUCCAGUGACAUGGUGGUCUAUUGGAGAAGGAUGAUUUCACGCAUCUUGCAAGAAAACGGGAAAGAGGGAGGAUUUCAUAUGAUUGUUGCAGCGCCCCUACUAAGUUCAGUGCAAGAAGCUCCUCAGCCGCUCCUACCAGAGUAAUGGUUUCGUUUCCUCUUCUCACCCCACUCAAUAAGAUAUGAGCCAGAGACUUCAGUUGGGGCAUUCAGCGCCUUGCAACCUGUAGUUCUUUGCUGCUGUUUCUUUUGCAGCUGUCUCUGUGCACUUAGAAGCCUGGCUUCUUUUUUUCGGACUUUCCCUGUUUAGAAAGUAGAAGGGGAAAAGUAACUUGGUCGUGGUGAAUGAGCUACCGCCACCAUUGCAGUAGGAGCAUGGUAAUUGGUGAUUUCGUUACUUCGAAUAGUUCGCUUAUUUCGAACACAGAAACUGGUAGGUCUCUGGGAAGAAACAGAUUGUAACUUUCACUGAUGUAGAAGACAUUUGAAUGCAGGUUUAGAAAGUAGGUGGUUGGAGUUAAAUCCUCUGCCCAACUCGAGCUUUUCCCCGUCAGUAAGUUGGUGAUUCAGUUCCCACAUGAUGGAUGGUGUUGUAUUAGGAGGUUUUGAUAUGUUAGUUAAAGUCGAGCUCGAGUAUAUGUGGUCUGCCUCUUUGUGAUCAACUAGUGUUUAGAAUGUAGUUAAAUAGUACAUACAAUGAUUACUGCUGCCAGCAGAAAAAUGAAACUGCUGCUGUUUAGUUCUACCUGCUUGUUCAGCUAUCAUAUUUGCUUUUAAGGGAGUUAACUCUCGUCUUCAGCCAACCAAUGUUACCUCUUUUGUUUUAAUUUUCUUUCUUGUUCAAUUGCAUUUACCCUUUGAUUAAAAAGGUUUUGUUCUUCACCUCUUACCGUUUGUCUUUCGGAUUCAGACAUUUAUGGCGUAGUUUCAUCACAGUUUUCAACCGAGACUUGCACCACAACACGAAGAUGGACAAGAUCAGUCAAAUUAGACUUAAUAUUUGAGUUCAAAGACUCAUCACCUCAUUUAUGAAGAAAAUGUCUUUUUUGAAAAAGUUCCGCGAACGAAAAACAAUUAAAAGUAAGUUUCUUUUUUUGGGUUUGAAUGAAAAACUUGAUGGACGCACUCUUCAACGAUUUUUGUGAUACCGGAUGUCCUAUUUAAAUAGUUCAAUGAUACUCAUUUCCCAAUUUGAAUAACUUAUUGAUAUUGUAGUAUUUUACCCUCUUGAUUGACCUAAAGUACAGUACUCACAAUAAAUUGAAAGUAGAUUUGAGGAGUCUAUCACCAAUUGACAAAGAGGUUCCUCUAAAGUACAAUGAGUAACAACGGUGAGACGAUAGGAUAACUUUUAUCAAUUCUGCCCAAAAAAAGAUAAAAUCCAAUUGAAAGGAAUACGAGAUUUGGUUCUAAUUCCUAAUCGGCCCAAUAAACUCGGCUAAUCGUCAAAUCCAACUGAAUGGAAUACCGGCAAAGUAAGAUCCAAUUCAAUGGGAGAAUAUUAUAUUUUUGUGAAUAUCGCUGGAUUUAUUCUCAGAAUAAACUGCGAUACAAGAACUUCAGCUUUCAAUGACCAAGCUGAUACCGUUUACCGUUGAUUAACUUAUGUUACUGUUAAGAGGAUUUCGGGAACAUCAAUGUCGCGAAUCUCGAUUCCAUGUUCUGUAAUUGACAUGUUGUUAUUAUUAGUGUCUAAUUUUCCAAGCGAGAAUCGAUGACCGCAACAGACAAAUUAGAAAGAGGCUUAAUUAAGACAACGAAGAUUGCUCUUAAGCGGCGGUGAGGUUCGGUGGGAAGUCGCGCUCGCACUACGGACGGAGAGAUGAAGUUGGUGCGAGAGGCGACAAGAGCUAGAGAGAGAGAGAGGCGCCGACCACUAAUUCCGGCGAGAAAAACAGAGGAGGAAGUAGAGAAGGCGGCGCCGGAAAAGAGAGAGGAAGCAGAGUCAGAGAGAGGACGGCGCUGUUGGGAGCUGUAAUGGGUUUGACUUUUGACGGAAGAGAGUAAGGAGCCGUACCGUCUUUUGGUUUUGGAGGCCCAUAUGAAACCAAAAAAAUUGAUUUCCUACCGUCCUUUAGAGGCCCAUAUAUGAACCAAAGAUUCGACUUCGCAAUGUGACCAAAGGGCCCUUACGUUCUAUGCUUGGGGUGUAUUGAAAAGUCUGGUUUCAAUAAUUCAAGUUGUUGAGGAAAAGUGUGGAGAUAUGAAUACAAGAUUAUUUGGUUAAAUAAGUUCUGAUACUAUUAUCAUAAAUCAAUUUUAUUUCAACGACUCAAAUUAUUAGAAGAAAGUUAAUUAUAAAUUUAUAUGUUAACAACUUGGUUGCACUCUUUCAGAACUUCUUUUCCUCUCCUUCUAUUGUUGAUAUGACUUAAAACCAUAUUAUCUAUUGUCGGCUGAAAGUGAUGAAGGUUUAGUUGUCCAGUCAGCGAGUUGGGGUCUAGAGGCGAAGCGCCAGAUUUGAAAGUUUUGGGACAACGCGCCCGACUCGCGGUGUAUGGGCUCAUACAUGUUUGUUUGUUUGUUUUGGGCUUUUUUUUCCCAAUUGGAUUAGGUUAGGGGUUGUCUGGAGAAGGAAGUCAGGAACUAUACAUAUCUUAUCACUCGUUAUAAUUUGUCUCUCCCCAGUCCCCAAGUAUAGUGAAACUGGCUCUUUCCUAUGCAUGAACUAACUACACACAUUGUCAUAGUCAACUACGUAAAUCUUUGUGUUCUUUACUUUCUCGCAUUGUCAACUUUUUGAUCCAUUAUAACACGCCAAAUGCUUACAAAUUCCAAUUGCUCUCUUCAAGCUUUUUUUCUCUUCAAGUAAUGACAAUAGAUAGAAAGAAAUACUAUACAGUCUACCAGGAACCCUCCCAAAGCACCACCUCAGUGAAGCCAACCUACAAAGUCAAAGAUAACUAACUCAAGAGGAUAAAAUAAUAGGCUUUUA
Molecule: messenger RNA, 8469 nt
Organism: Linum trigynum
Lineage: Eukaryota; Viridiplantae; Streptophyta; Magnoliopsida; Malpighiales; Linaceae
Source: the annotation of a GenBank genome assembly